GUGAUAGUUACGGCUUGACUGACUGAUUGAACGAUUGAUUGAAGUGAGAACGAGAAGUAAAGUAAACUGCGCUGGGCGGUUCUUCAGUCUUGUCUUCAUCUUUAUUUCGAUUUCGUCUCGUUUGGGCUGGUGGAAUCUAUGCUGCAUCAGUUAACACAAGCAAGAUUAUUAUGUUUUGGAAAUAAGUUAGGGACUACGCUUUCAGUAUUAUAGAACUUACAGAUAAAAAAUGGCCGGAACCACUGAAAGCCAAAGUUUUGUUGCAACACCAUCUCCUGUUUUGAGCCAAUGGAGAACAACUCAAGAUGAAGAGAAUGGGAACACGGUUGAAGCUACUAUGCUGCCAAACGGAAAUUCCCCGCCUAGACCUUCCCUAAAGAAGGCUGAGAGUGUGGAGGUUGUUGAUUAUAAGAAGCUCAACAGAGGAAUAUCCCGUGCUACAGAUAAUGUGAAUCUCGUUUCACAAGUGCGCUGCGAACUUGUCUUGGACAACAUUGAACAAGAUUUCUUCAUUGAAACUCCUAUCCAUACAUUUACACUGCCAGAUUUUGCAGUAUAUGCAGAGGAUUUUCGACAGUUCCUAGAGAAGGACCUAAUUGCUGUGUCAACACAGCAAUCGCUGGAGCAGGCCAAUCGUCUAAACUGGUGGUCGGCUGUAUGUCAGAGGUUGUGGCCCUUGUCUACCUCUGGUGACGGAAACUGUCUGUUGCAUGCUGCGUCUCUUGGUAUGUGGGGGUUCCAUGACCGACUGUUAACUCUGCGCAAGUCUCUACAUGCGUUCUUGUCAUCCUCACCUCGUCACGAGGCUUUAUGGAGACGCUGGAGAAGACAACAGAGCGCAUUGAACGCCCAAGCCGGCCUCAUUUACUCAGAGGUGGAGUGGAGGAGGGAGUGGAACGCCAUUGUCAACAUGGCCUCUACUGAGCCAAGGUUGCGGAGACUCAGUGUUGCCAGCGACCAUAGUGGCGAGAUCGCUGGAGCAAUUUACGAGAGUUUGGAAGAGAUCCAUGUAUUAGCGUUGGCUCAUGUUUUGAAACGUCCGAUCAUUGUUGUGUCAGACACAAUGUUGAGGGACAUGAAUGGAGAGCCUCUAGCGCCUAUCCCAUUCGGUGGCAUCUACCUGCCUCUGGAGUGUUCUCCGAGUGAGUGUCAUCGCUCCCCGCUGCUGCUGGCCUACGACGGAGGACACUUCAGUGCUCUGGUGGCCAUGGACACUCCAGCUGACAACACCACUGUGCUUUCUUCAGCCAUCCCCCUGGUAGACGUAACACAUGAGUUGUUGCCAAUUCAGUUCUGUAUCGACCCUGGUGAGAGGGAGGACUUUGGAGAGAAGAUGGAGUUGGGCCAAGCAGAGUGUCUUGGCCUACUGAAGGAAUACUUGGAUGUCCUCACAAUAGAUCUGCACGAAGGAGAAAAUACUUUGCAACAAGAGAAUAUUUUGCUGCAGGAAGGAGAAGGUCUAGCGAAGAACCUGGGGAAAUUGGGAAGCAUCGGAAAGUCUGUUGGGCAGAAGCUGCGGCUGAAGCUGACUCGCAGCAACUCUCAGAGAGGCUGCAAGAACACUGGGAUACUGUGUGCGCAGCUGCACACAGAUAAGAGACAUGAGUACCACGAUACUAUGAUCAAGAACUAUCUGCACACAGCGCGUGUGCGGUUCAACCAACAACAGGAUCAGUUGUACAAGGACGGCGGCAUUGCGACGGCACCACGCUACGGCGCAGGCAAAAGCCAGUUCUACACAGAGGCAGACCUAGAGUCUCACGAGCGCAUAAGUCAACUGACUCCCGUAAAGCCAAUUACCAAUUCUGACGACACUGUGUACCUCUGUAACUCAACGUUCUACCAACCGAGCGAGAUGUGUCGGGCAGAAGGAUGUCCGUUCUUCGGCAAUCCUCAAACACAGAACUACUGCUCAAAGUGUUUCCGGGAACAGUUGCAGUGUAAAGAGUCGUAAGUGUAAAGAACUGUUACUGUGUAGGGUUGUAAGUAAACAACUGUUACAGUUUUUAAGUCGUAAGUGUAUAGAACUGUUAAUGUGUAGAGUAAGUACUGGACCGUUACAGUGUAAAAAGAAUGUUUUGAGAACUGUUACAGUGUGUCAAGUCAUAAGUGUAUAGUACUGAUCUAAUGUAAAGAGUUAUAAAUUCAAACAACUAACAGUUUAAAGAGACGUAAGUGUUUCAGUGGAUGUUCCGGUGUUGCGGUACGCUGUACCUGAUUUUCUGUCAGAUUUUGCUGGUGUUUAACCUGUACAUAAAUCCCUGCUUUAUAGCCUAUUUAUCUGAGAAUCUAGUGCAAUCGUGGAGACAUCAUCAGGUUAAAUGUAAGAGCAUCAAGUUCAAACUAAACUGUGGCUUUUUCAAUUAUGUUGUACUGAAUUAAAAUAUUAUGAUUUUAAACAAUUUUUUAUCAAGAAGAGAUUUGAAAUAAGUCAAUUGUUUUGAACACAAAAGUAAAAAUCCCAAGCCACAGUGUUAACACAUCAACAUGUGUCUUCAACUUUUAUGUAGUUUGUUAAAAAAAAACUACUGACAAUAUUUAUUUAACUUUAAUUUUUUUUACCAUAUCACAGUAUUGUCUCUAAUAUUGUUUUUCAUUGCACUAAUGAUUUUCAGAUAUAUUCAUUGUGUCAUACAAUAUUUUGGGAUGUUUUUAGUCUGUAUAUUUUAUUGUUUUAUUGUUUUUUUUUAUCACCAAAUGUGUGAUAAUGUUCAAAAUCUGUUAUUUAAAAUAAAUGUUUUCUUGUUAAAUGUUAAACUGUGUUAAGUAUAUUUUUGUAGUUAAACUAAACAUAAAUCACUCUGUUGUGUGGGUAUUUAUUUACUUUGUUAUGUGGUAGGUGUGGAGUAUGUUAGAAACCUUUGUUGAUCCAAAAACUUAAAACUUUGUAGGUCGGAUGAAAUAUCUGUGAGAUUUAUAAUCUCAGGCAUAAUCAGACCAAUAAUAUGUCAUCAACCGUCAGUUGAUAAUACAGAGUAACAAAUCUAAGAAGAAACUUAUCGUUUUGCAGCAACUCAUGGUCAAGUUUUGGAAGCUGUUUACCAUGGCUCAUUGCCAUUGUGUUUUUCCCACAUCAAAAUUUGGAAACAAAAUUAAUCGGUUUGUUAAUGAAAAAAAUUAUUUUUUCACUAAUUUUUGCUAUUUAAAUUUACAACACGUUCACAGACAAAGUACAAACUGUACUAUUGCAGUUGUGUUUCAGUACUUCUGUUUACUAUGUGUUGAGCCCAUACAAAUCCCUAGUUCGCUGUUAACAUUUGUUUUAGCAACAUAAUUAGAAACAUCCCCAUGUUCAAUUUGUCGGCAGAUUUUUUAUCAAAAUCGGCAUAGUUGAUGUGAGCCACAGACAGAUUGUGAUGAUCCAAACUACUAAUUUCUGACGAAUACACAGACCUUUUUACCAAUUCAAACUAAUGGAAUUACUUGUAAGCUAUAGCAACUUUUAUGACCCAACUUGGUCAGCAAGAAAAAAUAAGGUAGAAAAUUGAAUUUUAGACACUAGGCAUUCUGUGACUAGCUAAGACAACUACAUUCUUUUUUAAUACAAAAUUGGCCAUAACUGGUUCAUAUAGAUAGGAUGUCUACAUACUUCAGUAUCCAAUAGUCAAUGAUAAUACCUUGGAUUAAACAUACUCAUAGAUUUCUCAUCCUCUGGAUCUUAAAAGUUUGGCCCCCAACUAACUUGGUCAGUUAUUUCUAUUUGUUGCAUAUUUUACAGAAUCGUUUUGCAUUGCUUAGGUCGACCAUCACAUUUUUUGUUGCUAGUCAGUAGUGUUGAUGUAAAUACAUGUAAGUACAAGUAGAAGAUAAGAUCAAUUUUUUUUUCAUUUUUCUGGGGCAUUAGUUUAUGCUGCAAGUAAAAGCAAGCGUAUCAAAAAACUGAUAUCUAUAAAAAAAAGUAGGACUACUACUUAAUUACGAAAUAUUUGUUUACUAAUUCACUUAUUUUUUUACAUUAGUGUACGGUAAGAUUAUUUAGAUUAUACUUUAUACUUUUUUAUUAAAGAAAGUAUAAAGGUAUAUUAGGUACACAAUACAAUGGUAUAAGUCAGAUAACAUGUUGAAGGAAUAGCAUGCAGUGCUAGUGAAUUCAUGCUAGACAAUUAAUUUGUCGCUUGCAAGAUGAAUGGGUAUAAGUCCUUAGCAUAUUAAUAUGUACUUACGCUCCUUCAUCUUGCAAGUGUCUAAUUGUUUAUGAAUGAGAACCUUUGCAUUGAAUCAGUGAGUAGUUUCAAUGGCGCUAUAAAUGCACUGUUAUGCAUGAAUGCUAUGUCAACGUGUAACCAGUCUUAGGCAAAUUUGCCCAAUUAGGUAAACUUACUAAUGAGUUUAAUAAUUUUUCAUUCUAAUGUAAACAUUUUCAACAAUAUUUCCAGUUUAAUUUGGUGUUGUAAUAAUACAUGUGUUUACACCUAAAACAUUUCCUACAUUGUAUUCUGAUUACUAAGCAAUAGAGCUGUAAGGUGAAAAAUAAGUAAUAUUUUGGAAGUUUUUUUCUUUUCUGAUGGGAAACAAAAUUAUUCUAUACUUAGGAUAUUGGUUUUAUUCUAUGUUUUUGCUUGGUUUUAUUUCUUUUACUUUAACAGCAAGUAUUUGCACUUAUUUAUAGAAUUUAGGAUAUUGCUUAACUAUUGUUUUGCAAUUUGUUAUUGUUAAUGUUGUUGUUUUAGCUUGUACUUUUUUAUUUAAAUGCUUGGCACUGGACCAUGUUUUUAACAAAACGCAACUAAGGCGACUAUGAAAAGGCUUAAACUUUUUUUUAUUUCUUAUAAAUGGAAGUU
This is a messenger RNA of Macrosteles quadrilineatus (aster leafhopper), 4781 nucleotides long. RefSeq names its product OTU domain-containing protein 7B-like. Lineage: Eukaryota; Metazoa; Arthropoda; Insecta; Hemiptera; Cicadellidae. The transcript is spliced from 11 exons. Gene Ontology annotation, molecular function: DNA binding; zinc ion binding; K63-linked polyubiquitin modification-dependent protein binding. The coding region runs from base 230 to 1954 and encodes 574 amino acids. The record is from RefSeq and is a predicted model, not a curated record. Gene Ontology annotation, biological process: protein K63-linked deubiquitination; protein deubiquitination involved in ubiquitin-dependent protein catabolic process; protein K11-linked deubiquitination. Gene Ontology annotation, cellular component: cytoplasm; nucleus.